Vitrella brassicaformis is the source of this 841-nucleotide messenger RNA. Lineage: Eukaryota; Vitrellaceae. The record is from the annotation of a GenBank genome assembly.
GCACGUGUACAUCCAUGAGAGCACUGUCCAUCCAUCCACUCAUGGGCACCUCCAUCAAUCCAUCCAUCCAUGGUACACCUGACGAGCCCAUCGGGCAUCACACAUGCACCGCCAGAAAAACAGGCACUUUCGGACAGAUACGGCAGCCAUCCCGUCACAGAUAACACACAGAGAGAGAGGGAGAGACAGAGAGACUCGCAUCCAUCCGUCCAUCCAUCCAGCCCAUUGAGCAGCAAUGCGUUGCAAACCGUUGUGUUGUGUCUCUUUUAGUAUCUCUGUCUGGUGUUUGUCUGUUGCACCUCUGGGAAGUGUGAUCACCCGUGCCAGAAUAUCCCUCAUGCAUACGUGCGCAUCCAUUCAUCCCUCCCUUGCUGUGUCUUGCGGAUUGAUCAGAUGAGAGGUCGGGGGCUCUUGUCGUUGUUGUCGAUGCCGUUGCCAUCCGCCGGCUUGAUGAGUGCCAGCAGGUUGGCCGCCAUCCUGCGACGCCACUGCUCCCGAAGCACGAAGGCCGGCAUCGGCACGUUCUCCCUGCAUGCGCACAUCAUUGCAAAUGACAUUGUCCGCUCCGUCUCUCUCCUCAGUUGCGUACGGGUGCGGCGAGCGCUUAAAUUCUGGGCGGUACCAGCGCUUCGGGCGGCGCUCGUCGGGUAUCGGGGGCUCGCCAUAAUCCAUCACGUUGACGUUGAAUGGCUCCCGGGCCUCCUCGUCGUUGAGGAGGCGGACGCCGGGAACCCACAGGGCCAGGCGGCUGCCGACCACACGAGUCGACAUGCGAACGAUGCUGUGCGAGUUGAUUUGCAAUGAGAUGGCUUUCUGAAAGUAAUUGAGUCCGAAGUUGGUG